AUGGGUGGCAUCGACUGCACUGACCAGCUGCUAAAACCCUAUGAGGUGCCUCGCAAAACACUGAAGUGGCACAAGAAGGUGGCCAUCCACUUUAUGCAGCUUUCCAUGUUCAACAGGUUCAUUGUUUAUCAGAAGGGUGGUCAUCAAAAACAAUUUCUGAGAUUUCAACAUAAAGUGAUUGCAGCACUUCUCUGA
Messenger RNA from Pocillopora meandrina, 195 nucleotides. Lineage: Eukaryota; Metazoa; Cnidaria; Anthozoa; Scleractinia; Pocilloporidae. The record is from the annotation of a GenBank genome assembly.